AUGGUGGCUCUUCAGAAUGGCUUGAGAGCUGGGCCAUUCGCUCAGUCCUUAGCCAAGACUCCACCUCGUACUUUCACAGAGGCCUUAGCCCGGGCUAACAAGUACAUCAACGCUGAGGAAGUGAUGAAGGUGAAGCGGGCGGAACAACCUGACAGGAAGGAAAGGGAAAAGGAGAAGAAAAAGCCGGUGGCAAAGCAGAAGACGGACUAUCGCCCCUCCCGAGCUCCUGAUCGCCCGGGUUUUAGGGGUACGCGUGGAAGCCCGGUGAAUUACACUCCCCUCAAUACAAGUCGAGCAGAGAUUCUCCUGGCAUUGGAGGAUAAGAAUUAUUUACGACGUCCUUCGCCGCUGAAAUCUCCACCCAACACUCGAAGCAAAAAGAAGUAUUGUCGUUUUCACCGCGACCAUGGCCAUGAUACUGAAGAUUGCAUCCAACUGAAAGAAGAAAUACAAGAGCUUAUCAACCGUGGAUACCUCCGGGAUUUCGUGGGUCGAGGAGGUACGAGCUCUGGCAGGGUAGAAUCCAAGCCGGAGCAUCGAGGGAGGUCUCUUACUCGAGAUCGCUUUCGAGAGCGAAGCCGAACACCGCCUCGGAGAGAAGGAAAGCAGCCCGCCGAGGAGGGGGGACAGAAGUUUAUCUUGUACACGCUGGCGGCAGGAACAGUUCCAGGGUCCCACUCAACUGCUCCCAAGAGCACGAUAAAGGAAGGGGUGGUCAUCACUUUCUCUGAGGAGGAUCUUCCAAGUUAUCCCAACUAUUCGGACCCUCUGGUGAUCACUGCUCAAGUGGGAGAAUGGGAGAUGAGGCGAAUCCUCGUGGAUCCAGGUAGCUCCUCAGAGAUUCUCUACAAGAGGGCAUUCCUAGGGAUGGGGUUCACGCUCGAUCAGCUGAAGCCAGUCCGUGUCCCAUUGGUGGGUUUCGAUGGAAUGGUGAUCCAUUCUGAAGGUUUGAUCCGGUUGCCCCUGAUGGUCGGUAGUGGUCCUCAUAAAUCCCGGGUGACAUUGGAUUUUUUGGUGGCAGAUGUGCCAUCGGCGUACAAUAUGAUCCUUGGUAGGUCUGGGCUUAUUGCUCUGAGGGCAGUACCAAGUACGUAUCACAUGGUGUUAAAAUUCCCUACUUCUGGAGGGAUUGGCAAAGUAAGAGGAGACCAACGGCAGGCUAGAGAAUGCUACGUGGCCUCUUUGAAUGCCACUAUGGCCAAGGGGUCAGAGUUAGACUCAAAACCGAAUCAGGAGGUGGUCCCUCAAGCUGGUCAGGGCCAGAUGGAGACAGAACAGGUGAGAGACCCAAGUAUAGCAGCAGGUUAG
Diospyros lotus (date-plum) is the source of this 1308-nucleotide messenger RNA. RefSeq lists its product as uncharacterized. The coding region runs from base 1 to 1308 and encodes 435 amino acids. The record is from RefSeq and is a predicted model, not a curated record. The transcript has a single exon. Lineage: Eukaryota; Viridiplantae; Streptophyta; Magnoliopsida; Ericales; Ebenaceae.